Molecule: messenger RNA, 714 nt
Organism: Paramecium primaurelia
Lineage: Eukaryota; Ciliophora; Oligohymenophorea; Peniculida; Parameciidae
Source: the annotation of a GenBank genome assembly
AUGACAAAUAAUAAUUAGAAUUUUACAAUCUAAAACAUUCCUGAACAUAUCAAUUAAUUAGUAAAUUUUAAAAAAUGGAGACGAGUAGGAUCAAAUUUAAAAGGAGCAAUAAUGAUUGGAAUAAUUGAACAUUGUAUUUAUAAUAAUGAAAUUGGUAUAUUGAAAGAUAUGACAUCAUUAACAUAAUAUAAUAGCAAUGAUAAAGCAUAGAAAUUUAAAAUUAUCAUUAAUAAUGCUCUAAAGAAAUUAUAAGGCAAUUAAAUAAUUGAUUUCAUCAUAGAAAACCUAAUAUAAUAAAAGGAUAUAUAUAAUAUUUAAACAUAACAAUUUCUUGAUGAAUAUUUAAAGUAAAAAUUCCACCAUCCUCUAUCAGAUGAUGAUUUAAUAUAAGACUUUUAGAAAAUCUUCAAAAUUAAAUUGAUUAUUGCAAAAUUUCCACUUCCAAAAAAUGAAAAUUAUUUACCUAUCAAUUCAAAAGAUAAUAAUAGUAUCAUUAUAUUUAAUUUGGAUAAUAAAUAUUACAUUAUUUAAAAAGAUUAAGCUUCCUAAACUCAAAAAUGUAGAUGUUGUUAAAAUACAAAUCCAAAAGAAUUACAAAAAAUACAAUGUAAUCAUUUAAUUUGUCUUAUUUGUUUAAAGAAAUCAUUUUCUGAAAAUUAAAUUAAAUUGUAAUUAAUAAAAUUGUCCUUCAUAGAUUACCUUGUAAUAGUUUGA